AGACGCAGUGGAGAGGGGCGUGGCCAAACGAGAGAGAGAGAGAGAGAGAGAGAGAGAGAGAGAGAGAGACGCAGCGGGACCUCGAGUUGGAGAAGACUGUUAACCGCUCGCCCCAGCAGCGCUUCAGAUAAGAAAAACCCAUCACCCGCCCGCGCGCGCGCGCCAUGGACGACACGGUGACCAAACCCCCCGAGCAGCAGUAGGAUGUGAGAUCUACAGAGAGCCACUGAGAAGAGAGAGAGAGAGAGCGAGAGAGACAGAGAGAGAGAGAGAGAGAGCGGCAUCCCCCCCUCCACCACCCCCACCUCCUCCUCCUCCUCGUUUUCCUCAUCUUCUUCAUCUUCGCCGGGUGAUCUGGUCUCAGGUGCUCCAUCCAUCGUCGUGUUGGCUGAUCCUGGAGGGGAGAAAUGAAGAAGUUCAACAUCCGGAAGGUGCUGGACGGCCUGACGGCCGUGUCGUCCCCCUCGCCGUCCCCGCAGUCCGGGGCUAAGGAGAACGACUUCAUCAUCCCGGAGACCAUCCAGUCCGAGCACUUUCAGCUGUGCAAGACUGUCCGCCAUGGCUUUCCCUAUCAGCCGUCCUCCAUGGCAUUCGACCCUGUCCAGAAAAUCCUCGCCAUUGGGACUCAAAGUGGAGCUUUACGAUUAUUUGGUCGACCUGGUGUGGAAUGUUACUGUCAGCACGAGAGUGGAGCAGCCGUCAUCCAGCUACAGUUCCUUAUAAACGAGGGGGCACUAGUGAGCGCUUUAGCAGACGACAGUGUUCACCUAUGGAACCUGCGACAGAAGAGACCGGCUGUGCUCCACUCGCUGAAGUUCAACAGGGAGAGGAUAACGUUCUGUCAUCUGCCUUUCCAAAGCAAGUGGUUAUACAUCGGCACAGAACGAGGAAACAUCCACAUCGUAAACGUAGAGUCGUUCACCCUCUCAGGAUACACCAUCAUGUGGAACAAAGCCAUUGAACUGUCCUCCAAGGCCCACCCUGGCCCUGUCGUCCACAUAAGUGAUAACCCAAUGGAUGAAGGCAAGCUCAUAAUAGGAUUUGAGUCUGGCAUCGUGGUGUUGUGGGAUUUGAAAUCAAAGAAGGCUGACUACCGCUACACUUAUGAUGAGGCGAUCCAUUCUGUGGCCUGGCACCACGAGGGGAAACAGUUCAUCUGCAGUCACUCAGAUGGCACACUGACCAUAUGGAAUAUAAAGUCCCCAGCCAAGCCUGCACAGACAAUCACCCCACAUGGAAAGCAGCCCAAGGAUGGAAAGAAGCCAGAGCCAUGCAAACCCAUUCUCAAAGUAGAGUACAAGACGACGAGAGCAGGUGAACCAUAUAUGAUCCUGUCUGGUGGUUUAUCGUACGACACGGUGGGUCGGCGGCCAUGUUUGACUGUAAUGCAUGGGAAGAGCACUGCAGUGCUUGAAAUGGACUAUCCCAUUGUAGACUUCCUCACACUCUGUGAAACGCCAUAUCCUAAUGAUUUUCAGGAACCUUAUGCUGUAGUGGUCCUUCUAGAAAAGGAUUUAGUUGUUAUUGACCUUGCACAAAAUGGUUAUCCUAUCUUUGAGAACCCGUACCCCUUGACGAUUCACGAGUCUCCAGUGACGUGUUGUGAAUAUGUUGCUGAUUGUCCCGUGGACCUCAUACCUGCACUUUACUCAGUUGGCUCCCGCCAAAAACGACAGGGCUACAGCAAAAAGGAAUGGCCUGUAAGUGGUGGAAACUGGGGCCAGGGCACACAAAGCUAUCCUGAAAUAAUAAUUACUGGGCAUGCUGAUGGUUCAGUUAAGUUUUGGGAUGCCUCUGCAAUAAUGCUCCAAGUGCUGUACAAACUGAAGACAGCCAAGGUGUUUGAGAAGGCGCGCAGUAAGGAAGAAAAGCCAAGCACAGAGAUUGUGGAUGAGGAUCCGUUUGCCAUCCAGCUCAUGUCAUGGUGCCCGGACAGCCGCAUGCUGUGUGUAGCCGGAGUGUCCGCCCACGUCAUCAUCUACAGAUUUAGCAAGCAGGAAAUCACCACCGAGGUUGUACAGUUACUUGAAGUCAGAUUGCAGUAUGAACUGAAUGACCUAGAUUCACCAGAAGGGGGUGGGUACCAGACACCAGCUCCUCCCACUCCAAGCACCUCCCCUAGCCCACAGACCUCCGGCCCCCAGACACACCAUUCUACCAGCAGCAACUCUUCAGAUGGCAUAAGAGAUAAUGUGCCCUGCCUGAAGGUACGCAAUAGUCCUCUAAAGCAGUCUCCAGGCUAUCAGGUAGAAUUGGUGGUGCAGUUGGUGUGGGUCAGCGGAGAGCCUCCCCAGCAGAUAAGCAGCCUGGCUAUCAACUCCUCAUAUGGCUUGGUGGUUUUUGGCAAUACUAAUGGCCUGGCAGUGGUAGAUUACCUCCAGAAGACUGUUCUUUUGAAUCUGAGCACCGUGGAGCUGUAUGGAUCCAACGACCCAUACCAGAGGCAACCCAGAUCACCUCGCAAGAGCAGACAACCUUCUGGAGGGCUGUGUGACAUCAACGAGGGCUCAGCCACGUCGGAGGAUCGCUGUAAAUCCCCCACCUCAGUGUUGAUGUCUAACCAUCAGCAAUUCUACAAUGGCGGAGGUAGAGGAGCAAGGAUGUCACGGAAAUUAAGCUUGCCAACUGAGCUAAAGCCAGACUUGGUCCUACUCUCUGUAUGUCCUCCGCGGGGUGCCGUACCCCUAGACAACAGGGACAACUCCUUCAGCCGCUCAAGAAGUUCCAGUGUGACCAGCAUUGAUAAAGAAGCACGGGAGGCCAUCACAUCAUUCUAUUUCUGUGAGACGUACUCGCGCAAGACGGACAGCACGCUGACACCAGCCCUGUGGGUUGGCACUUCCUUGGGCACUGUCCUCUCUAUCUCUCUGAGCAUGCCGCCUGCUGGAGAACAGAGGCUACUGCAGCCAGUCAUUGUCUCACCCAGUGGUACUCUCAUCAGACUAAAAGGCAGCAUCAUCCGAAUGGCCUUCCUGGAUGCCACAGGGUCCCUACUUCCCCCGGCUUCUGAGCUGUGGUAUGAACCCAAUGCCCCGGCCAACGGAGAAGAGAGAGAAAGGGGGAGAAAGAGGCGUCCAGUGUCGGUCUCACCAUCCACCUCACAGGAACUGAAUGAGCACCAGUAUGCUGUGGUGUGCUCAGAGAAACAGGCCAAAGUCAUUGCCCUGCCCUCGCAAAACUGCAUUUUCAAGCACAACAUCACAGAGACGUCCUUCGUGCUGCGGGCUGAUGUGGUGCAGUCAGGGUCUGGCAUCUGUUUGACCUGCUUUUGCGCAAACGGACACAUUAUGACCCUCAGUUUACCUGGGCUGAGACCAUUACUGGAUGUCAACUACCUGCCACUGACAGACAUGAGGAUAGCCAGAACCUUCUGCUUCACUAAUCUAGGUCAGGCCAUGUACCUGUGCUCCCCCACUGAGAUUCAGAGGAUAACCUACAGCCAGGAUGUCUGUGAGAACCUGCAGGAGAUGCUUGGUGAGCUGUUCACUCCAGUGGAAACGCCGGAAGCUCCAAACAGGGGAUUCUUCAAAGGCCUUUUUGGAGGAGGAGCUCAGUCGCUGGACAGAGAAGAACUCUUUGGGGAGUCAGGUGCGGGGAAGGCGUCCAGGAGCCUUGCCCAGCACAUUCCUGGCCCGGGGGGCAUUGAAGGCAUGAAAGGGGCAGCAUCAGGCAUUGUGGGUGACCUGGCUCGAGCCCGGAUAGCACUGGAUGAAAGGGGGCAGAAACUGAGUGAGGUGGAGGAGAAAACAGCAGCAAUGAUGGCUAGUGCCGACUCAUUCUCCAAACACGCCCACGAGAUGAUGCUGAAGUGUAAGGACAAGAAAUGGUACCAGUUCUAAUCUGUGGACCAGCACAGAGCCCAAAGGGACUCAACCAUCUUCCUACAGAGCAUCAUCUUCCUCUCAUCUGUUCCACCCUCCCUUCAAUCAUCUCUUCUUUGCUGGAACAGUGGGAUUCCUCGUUCUUUUUUGGCACAAUGUUUAAAACUGUGUUGACCUCAGUCCCACUGUAGGAACUGCAUGGGAAAAGAUGUGUGAAAGAUGGACCUCAUCUCAAAAAAGAUACAACAGAACCACUACGACAGUGUCUGCCUUUUUCGUUGUUUUUGUUUGGUUAUUAUUGCCAUCUCUCUUUCUGUGGCAAAUCAUCUUGAGGGCCCUGCAGUUCCAUCUCCUCAUAUUCAUGCUGUCCUUUCUGCGUUUACCUCCGUCCUUCCCACAAGGAAACCAGUAACAUGUUGGAGGGGGUGGGGUGGAUGGGGGAGAGACAAACAGAACCAGAAUAAUAAUGAAAAAAAUGAAAUAAAAAGAACACUGUUAAAAAAACGAACGUGGGAAAAGAAAACACAUAUACAUAGCUCUAUAUAAAUCUCUAUAAAACUACAUAACUGAUCAAAGUCAUAUUUACUCUUGACAGCGUACAUCAAGAGGACAGCUCACUAGAGCAAAGUGAGCAGAACUUUUGAAAAGCGCCUGUUUACAGGAAGUGAUGAUGUGAUCGUAAUGGGGGAGACGGGCUGUUUGACUGAACCCAAGAUUUGCUCUCCCUCCCCUUUAUUCAGACUCCUCAUAGUUCAGUGUCAUAUUUUUGCAUAUUACACCAACACUCCUCCUCUGUUUGUCUGUGGCCCUGUAGGUUCCUUUCCUCCUAUUUAUUUAUUUUCUCUUUAUUUUUUUAUUUAACAAGGAACUAACACAAAAUGUAACGUUUAAUAUAUAUUGUAAAUGUCUAAUUGAAUAUUGAAAGUUUUUUGACUGAUAUUUUGAUUCACAUUUGGGAAUUGUUUAUUGUUGAUAUCAGUACAAUAAUACUUUACAUUAAAGUACCAUCUCCAAAGGGUUUAUAAUUAGUUGAUAGAUAAUAUAGAUAUAAGUAAUUAUAAAGAGUAAUAUAGAUCUAUGGAAAUUGUACAUUGACUACUUAUAAACCUAGUUUAAAAAAAAGAGAAAAAAUAUUUUUAGAUGGUAUUUUCAUGUGAUUAGUUGUUCAGACAUCCAGUGUAAUCUCCCAUGAACUUCACUGCAGAAAAGGGCUGGUUUGGUUGAAAAUAGGGGGAUCUUGAUAUGGGAAAGUUAUGGCACUACCAGACUGGAAAUCUAUCAUCUAUUAUUAGGGAUGAAACCUCUAGUACAAAUGUAACACAAUCAGACCUCUGCUCUGGAAGUGAAGCGUUAAUGUGAAGGGAUUUUUGUGUAUGCUUCUUGGCAUCUUUUUGCCAGGUGCCCGGUAUGCUCUGGCUGGAGUUGUUCCCUAUUUUUGUUAGUUUGUUGUAGUUUCAGAUGGUUGCACUUUGCUCUACAUAUCUCAUUUACAAGUGCUGGCUGUUUUGUUUGAGAUAGGAGCACUUAUGGUAUAUAAUUGUGGAUAAAAAGGACCUGCGCUGUAGGUCUGGGUAUUCAGGAAUCGGUAUUCUAUGUUUGGUCCUGUACGUUCAUCAUUCUGGCCUUCAAAGUCCACUGAACUUCAAGUGACGUCUGGAUAUUGUUUUUGUGUGGCCGUCAACAAAUGAAAUGUGGUGUACACUUCUUGGCGGACUUUGCUUGAAGAUCAGUGUUUGACUCCAGGAUCUGCUGUCUGCUCACUGUUGGAAGAUAAACUGGGCCUUACACCAGUGACACAUGGGUAAUGUAGUCUGUGAAUCUUCCCGAUUGGACUCACAGUCCACGGCUUAAGGUCACUUUGGGAUGGAAUCUUCAUCUUGUUAUUAAAGCCAUACCAGCUGUUGAAAUUUUAUUUGAGCCAGUGUGUGCACAGUUAUCGUGGACAAUUGUAUAUUCAAAUAUGAAAGAAAAAAAAAACAAAAUUACAGCAAUCUCUUCAGAAUACACUGCUCCAAUGCUCAUGAUACUGUACUUUCAGUGUGAUAAUAUGAAUAUGUUUGAUCUAAUUUAUAGUGUGCAAGAAAAAUGCUGCUAUAUAUGUUUGUGCAUAAGAAGACUCAUUUGUCUGUCCGGAUUUUGAUUUUGAUGUUUUGAGCUCUCUCUCUUUUUCUCUCUCUCUCCCUCUCUUUCUAUUUCCCUCUUGCUCUCUCUCGCUUGCCUCUCUCUCUCUCUUGCCUUUCUGCCCAAGUGUUUUUUUGCCAUUCUGUAAAUAAACAAGUGUGACAAUCUGGGACCAUAACACAAAGAGCGGGAGCGGAUGAAUCAGCGCAGAGACAGUUGCCAUAUCUUUUUAAACACCAAAGAUUUAUUUUCGUUACGUUGUGUAGUUCACUGUUACACCUAUCUGUGCCCGACCUCUCUGGAGCUCAUUCGUUCUACUCUGAGGUCUCACCUGACCUUCUUGGCCUUGUGCCAACAAAACAAAGCCUUUUGUGUUUAUCCAACUUCUUUUUAAAAAAUUAGAAAAAAGAUUGGAUAAAUUAAUUAAAGCCAACCUGUUUUAGACUAUAAAUAGUUCUAGGUGUUCGAUUCUGUGUGUUAGUUUUAAAUAUGCUAUCAUUUAUCUCCAUCCCUCUUUAUUUGCCAUUCCUCAUCGAUUCAGUCAGGCUGUUUAAUGUGCCAGAUUUUCCCCUUCUGUCGUUUUAUUCAUUGUAAAACACUUUGUGUGUGUGUGUGUGUGUGUGUGUGAGAGAGAGUGUGUAUGCCUUGAAAGAAAGGGACUGUGAGCUGACUGAGACUUGGUGGACAAUAACACACUGUCAGUCCUGUUACUGAGCACAUUUGUGUGUCUUUACAUAGUGUUUUUAGCUUAUGAACUGUCUACAUUUAUGGAAUGGUAAAGAUGGCCAUGGAUUUAAAGGAGAGUGUAUUAGAGUGUGUGCUCUGACCGUGUAAUGCUGUGCAUGUCUAUAGACAGAGAGUCUGAAGCUGAAGACUUCAGAGUGUGCCAAGAGGUUUUAGCACAAAUAAACCAAAUCCAGCGAAGACUGGUGAGACUGACUGUGAUAGAUGGAUAAAGUUUGUGCAGAAUCUGCUGUGUCUAUUUAAGGACUUGGAAGUCAUUAUGGGAAAACCUGGAUGUCCUUGAGCCCCACUAUCAUUGUCAAUCAAUAAUAUGAUCUGUGUGUAUGAGUAAAUGUUUCAAUAAUAUCAAGUACAGUGUUCGAGCCACUCUCAGGCUGUGUAUCCUCUCAAGCCAGUUUUCAGGUCGCACCUCCGGUUUGCUUCAUAACGAUUCAUAACGAUUUAGUAUGCACUGUCAGUGUGGACGUCGGUUGUUAGCCCUUUGUAAUCUUCCAAGAAAAAAAAAAAUACUUGAGGAAAAUAAGAUGUCUGAUAUUUUUCCUGUCUCUUGUCCUGAAUUUUGAUUAAUUUUGUUUUUCUUUUUUUAUUUUAAAGAAAAAGAAUCAGUUUUAUCUUGUCUUUUGGUGAACUGUCAAUAAUGUCACCAGAACAUUGUAUCUUGAUCUAGUAUACUUCUGAAGAAGAUCUCUUUCAUCCUCCAUCUUCUGUCCUCCAAAUAACGGUUAUCAGUGGGUUGCAGUAUUUUUUCUCAUUGUAGCCAAUUUUCUUGUACAGUUUUAUGCAAAUUUCACAUGGAUGUUUAUGAAUAUCUGCUGCCACAAACGAUUUAGAAUUUCUGUAGAUAGAAAUUACUGUGCAAUGGGAAAUAAAAAUGAUAUAAAAACA
Astyanax mexicanus (Mexican tetra) is the source of this 7571-nucleotide messenger RNA. RefSeq names its product syntaxin binding protein 5a (tomosyn) (gene stxbp5a). Gene Ontology annotation, molecular function: GTPase activator activity; myosin II binding; syntaxin binding. Gene Ontology annotation, cellular component: cytoplasm; plasma membrane; SNARE complex. The transcript has 27 exons. NCBI's taxonomy places the organism in Eukaryota, Metazoa, Chordata, Actinopteri, Characiformes, Acestrorhamphidae. The record is from RefSeq and is a predicted model, not a curated record. Bases 408 to 3839 code for a protein of 1143 amino acids. Gene Ontology annotation, biological process: regulation of exocytosis; regulation of protein secretion.